Messenger RNA from Colletotrichum spaethianum, 666 nucleotides. RefSeq lists its product as uncharacterized. The record is from RefSeq and is a predicted model, not a curated record. The transcript has 2 exons. The coding region runs from base 1 to 666 and encodes 221 amino acids. Lineage: Eukaryota; Fungi; Ascomycota; Sordariomycetes; Glomerellales; Glomerellaceae.
AUGGCGCCUCGACAGGGAGGCUACCUUCGCGUCCCCGGACAAGAAGAGGACGCUCCUCAGCGGCAGCCCCGCCGCUCCGGCUCCGCCGGCCGGGGACGGAAACCGUUGCCGAGCGAGAAGCCGCUCCCGGCUCUCCCGCCGCCGACGCCCACCCAUACGGCGGGCUUCGUCGACGUCGACCUCAACGGCGGCAUCGCCAACACGCCCAGCCGCUGCCGCCGCGCCACCAUUGUCAUCGUCCUCGCCCUCGCCGUCGUGGGCUGCAUGCUCGCCUUCGUCGUCCUGGGCUUCGCGUGGGACAAUGGCGGCGUGCGGAGGGGCCCCGGCGCGCUGGACGGCCUGAAGAACCUGGACGACUGCCCGUGCAGGCCGGACGACGACGUGCCGCAGUACUUCCGGACGAGCCCCGAGCUGUGGGCCGGUCCGACGGCGACGGGGAAGCCUGCCUUUAUGGCGCAGACAAGGGUCCUGCCGACGGGGACGUUUGUGCCGAACCAGCCGCUGCAGACCGACAUCCCGAUCGAGGGGAUGGGGAGCAAGAACGAGAGCAUCUUCAACAUGAUGGGGUAUCUCACGCCGUACCAGCCGAGUCCCGGGUUCGGAGUGGACGAGUAUGCAAUGCCAGCUGGGGCGGAGAUUGUCCAGGUUCAGGUACGCUUGCGAUGA